GAACUUCAAUCCAGCCGCCUUCCCUCGUCCGUCACCUUCGCGGCCCUUUUCUCCCAGGGUUGUGUUUCCGGGAGGAUUACUCGUGGACGAACACGUCCAAUUUGCCAGGCCUGUGAAAACUAACCUGAGCCCACCAUGGCGGAGCAGUGCCUUCCGGUGCCCCGGCUUCGGGGCGUCACGCGGGAGCAUUUCAUGGAGCAUCUCUACCCACAGAGAAUGCCUCUGGUGUUGGAAGGACUCGACUUGGGGUCUUGUACAAGCAAGUGGACAGUGGGUUACCUGAGCCAAGCUGGAGGGACGAAAGAAGUGAAGGUUCAUGUUGCUGCAGUCCCACAGAUGAACUUCAUCAAACUUUACCGUUUAACAAAUUGGUCCAGAGAGCAGCCGAAGAAACACAUAAAGAAUUCUUCAUUUCAGAGGAUGAGAAAUACUACUUACGGUCUCUUGGAGAAGACCCAAGGAAGUCUUUUUGUAUGUCUGUCAAUGCAGGAUGUUGCAGAUAUCAGACAGCAGUUUCCAUCAUUAGGAGGAGAUAUUAAAUUUCCAAUAUUCUUUGAAGAGGGGCAGUUCUUUUCCAGUGUUUUUCGAAUUAGUUCACCUGGAUUGCAACUCUGGACUCACUAUGAUGUAAUGGAUAACUUUUUAAUACAAGUGACAGGAAAGAAGCGAGUUAUACUGUUCAGUCCUCGAGAUGCACACUAUUUGUAUUUAUCAGGUUCUAAAUCUGAAGUGCUGGAUAUUGACAGCCCUGACCUGGAUAAAUACCCACUCUUCCCUAAGGCGAGGAGGUAUGAGUGUUCCCUUGAAGCUGGUGAUGUUCUGUUCAUUCCUGCUUUAUGGUUCCAUAAUGUAAUUUCUGAAGAGUUUGGAGUAGGAGUGAAUGUCUUUUGGAAGCACCUUCCAUCGGAAUGCUAUGACAAAACAGAUACCUAUGGUAACAAAGACCCUGUAGCAGCAUCCAGAGCUGUGCAAAUCUUGGACAGAGCUUUGAAAACACUGGCUGAACUACCAGAGGAAUACAGGGACUUCUAUGCACGCCAAAUGGUCUUGCGCAUUCAAGACAAAGCCUACAGCAAAAACUUUAAGUAAAAAAUGAACUAAAUGUAGUAAAAAUUUAAAAAUAAAUGGAAAUCAGUUUGUGUUUGAAAAUUAUACAAGAUAUAAAUAUUUAAAGAUGCUUUUUAAAAGUAGGAUAAAUCAGUCUCAGAUUUAUGGUAUAAAGGAGAUAUAUAUCUGAUUUCUACUUAAUACAGACUGAGAAUGCUUAGUGGAACCAUUCUUUAGCUCUAAGAUGUAAAUAACUUAAAAUGUAUUCAAUCACACUACAUAAAGUCUAGUGAUGGAAUGUC
Molecule: messenger RNA, 1349 nt
Organism: Cricetulus griseus (Chinese hamster)
Lineage: Eukaryota; Metazoa; Chordata; Mammalia; Rodentia; Cricetidae
Source: RefSeq, a predicted model, not a curated record